Messenger RNA from Phyllostomus discolor (pale spear-nosed bat), 4442 nucleotides. RefSeq names its product chloride voltage-gated channel 2 (gene CLCN2). Lineage: Eukaryota; Metazoa; Chordata; Mammalia; Chiroptera; Phyllostomidae. The record is from RefSeq and is a predicted model, not a curated record. Gene Ontology annotation, cellular component: membrane. The transcript has 24 exons. The coding region runs from base 1525 to 4236 and encodes 903 amino acids. Gene Ontology annotation, biological process: transmembrane transport; chloride transport. Gene Ontology annotation, molecular function: voltage-gated chloride channel activity.
CCAGCUGGCACCAAGGCCCCUAAGGCCGGCCCCGGCCAGCUUGGCCCUGCGGGAUGUCACCCGAGCUGGGUCCCUUCAGUUUGGGAAUUUGCCAUGAUGUCACUAUGGGGAAGAGGAAAGUCUGCACUGUCCCCUCCCUGGUACUGUACACUCCCCACCACUGUCCUCUCCCUCUGAGCCCUACUCUCUUCCCCCACAGCGCCCCACAGCCUGGCAUUGACCCCAUCACACUGCCCUCCUGAGCACUGACCUUUCCUUCUCCACAGUCCUCUUCCUCUGAACACUGAUCGCCUAUGUGCCCCUUCGUCCUGGCCCUGUCCUCUCCCAUGGAUACUCUUCCCUUACAUUGCCCCUUCCUCUUGAGUGCUGACUCCUCACACUGCCCCCCUCCUUCGGGGCACCACCUCUGCCUCCCACAUGUCCCUUCAUCCUGGUACUGCCUCCUCCGACACAUUGCCUAUUUCCUAGGCACUAGUCUCUAGCCCUGACACUAUCUCUGACACACACACAGCCCAUCCACCCUGUGUUCACUCCACCCUCGGCUCUACCCUUCCCCGGACCUUGAUAGAGAACCAAGAGCCCCAUCAAGCCAUUCCUCCUUAGUGGCGAGACGUCAGAAGCUACUCGAGUUUCUCCUUGGGCCCUGCCAGGAAGAAACGACCUCUGCACCCCGCCACCCCUCCCCACGCCCUCCUCCCAGGAGCGGCCCCUCCCGCACCUAGACCUCCCGUCCUUGGGGCCUCACUCUUUCCCUCACCGCCUCCACCCCGCCCCACUUCCCUCACACCCCGCAGUCCAGGUUGCUCCAGGUGCAUUUCCCUGGGAGAGCCGUGGGGACCGGGUGGGGGAGGAGGAAGAGAGGGGAUGAGAAAGACCAAGCAUCACAGCUCUGAACAUCGCCUCCCCCCCCCCCGGGACCUAGUGACCCCCUCCGAAUCCCCACAGCUUUCCUUCUCACUCUCGAUGGAGCAGCGGCGCAUGUGAGCCGCUGGCCCCUCUGGAGAAGCAAGAGAAGGCACUACUCCAGAGAGAGAAAUUAGGGCCUGAUGAGCUUGAUUUCGACGGCUCUGCCGCCCCUGGCCCCAGGCCCUACUGAGCCCCGGUGUCUCCAGCCUCCCGCCCGGGAGCCGGGAGCUUCAGACCCGGCCCAGCCCCUCCACGUGCCAGUGGACCCGCCCCCACUGUGGCACCAGGCGCCCCUCUCCGCCUCCAGCCCCUGCGCAGAGGGGUCCUGGGCUAGCGCGUUCCAAGCGCCCCCUACCGCCUCUCCCAAGCCUGGGAGGCGUCCCCAAGGCAGACCCCGACCGGGCUGGGCCGGCCCCUGUGAAUGGGCCGGCGGGCGGAGCAGCACCGAGGGCACCGCCCUCGGCCCGCCCGCCGAGGAGGGGACGCGAGCGGGAGGCUCUGCACUCGGCCACCCGGGCUGCGGGGACGGGACGGGUGCCGGCGCGGGCUCAGCGGGCGGGUAGCCGAAUCCAGGCCGGAGCCCGACCACAGCGGGAGGCCGGAGGGCUGUGCGCGGAGAUGGCGGCCGCAGCGGCCGCGGCGGCGGAGGAAGGGAUGGAGCCGCGGGCUCUGCAAUACGAGCAGACCCUGAUGUAUGGCCGGUAUACUCAGGACCUUGGGGCCUUUGCCAAAGAGGAGGCUGCUCGGAUCCGCCUGGGAGGGCCCGAGCCCUGGAGGGGUCCACCUUCCCCUUCGGCUCUCCCAGAGCUCCUGGAAUACGGACAGAGCCGUUGUGCCAGAUGCCGCAUCUGUUCGGUACACUGUCAUAAGUUCCUAGUGUCCAGGGUCGGUGAAGACUGGAUCUUCCUGGUCCUGCUGGGCCUUGUCAUGGCGCUGGUCAGCUGGGCCAUGGACUACGCCAUCGCUGCCUGUCUGCAGGCUCAGCAGUGGAUGUCUCGGGGCUUGAACACCAGCCUCUUGCUCCAGUACCUGGCCUGGGUCACCUAUCCUGUCGUCCUCAUCACUUUCUCAGCUGGAUUCACACAGAUCCUGGCCCCUCAGGCUGUCGGGUCCGGCAUCCCCGAGAUGAAGACCAUCUUGCGGGGUGUGGUGCUAAAGGAAUACCUCACCCUCAAGACCUUCGUAGCAAAGGUCAUCGGGCUGACCUGUGCCCUGGGCAGCGGGAUGCCCCUUGGCAAAGAGGGCCCCUUCGUGCACAUCGCCAGCAUGUGUGCCGCGCUGCUCAGCAAGUUCCUCUCCCUCUUUGGGGGCAUCUACGAGAAUGAGUCCCGCAACACAGAGAUGCUGGCCGCCGCCUGUGCCGUGGGAGUGGGCUGCUGCUUUGCGGCACCCAUCGGAGGCGUUUUGUUCAGCAUCGAGGUCACCUCCACCUUCUUCGCGGUGCGCAACUACUGGCGGGGCUUCUUCGCGGCCACCUUCAGUGCCUUCAUCUUCCGGGUCUUGGCGGUCUGGAACCGCGAUGAAGAGACCAUCACAGCUCUCUUCAAAACCCGCUUCCGGCUGGACUUUCCCUUCGACCUCCAGGAGCUGCCGGCCUUCGCCGUCAUCGGUAUUGCCAGCGGCUUUGGGGGAGCGCUCUUUGUCUACCUGAACCGGAAGAUUGUCCAGGUGAUGCGGAAGCAGAAAACCAUCAACCGCUUCCUCAUGAGGAAACGCCUGCUCUUCCCAGCUCUGGUGACCCUGCUCAUCUCCACUCUGACCUUCCCCCCUGGCUUGGGACAGUUCAUGGCCGGACAGCUCUCACAGAAAGAGACACUGGUCACUCUGUUUGACAACCGGACGUGGGUCCGCCAGGGCCUGGUGGAGGAGUUAGAGCCGCCCGGAACCUCGCAGGCCUGGAGCCCACCACGUGCCAAUGUCUUCCUCACCCUCGUCAUCUUCAUUCUCAUGAAGUUCUGGAUGUCUGCACUGGCCACCACCAUCCCAGUGCCCUGUGGGGCCUUCAUGCCUGUCUUUGUCAUUGGAGCAGCAUUUGGGCGUCUGGUGGGCGAAAGCAUGGCCGCCUGGUUCCCAGAUGGGAUUCACACGGACAGCAGCACCUACAGGAUUGUGCCUGGGGGCUAUGCAGUGGUGGGGGCGGCUGCGCUGGCAGGAGCAGUGACACACACAGUGUCCACGGCCGUGAUCGUGUUUGAGCUCACAGGCCAGAUCGCCCACAUCCUUCCUGUCAUGAUCGCCGUCAUCCUGGCCAACGCCGUCGCCCAGAGCCUACAGCCCUCACUCUACGACAGCAUCAUCCGAAUCAAGAAACUGCCUUACCUGCCCGAACUGGGCUGGGGCCGCCACCAGCAGUACCGGGUCAGAGUGGAGGACAUCAUGGUGCGAGAUGUUCCCCAUGUGGCCCUCAACUGCACCUUCCGGGACCUGCGGCUGGCACUGCACAGGACCAAGGGCCGCAUGUUGGCCCUAGUAGAAUCCUCUGAGUCAAUGAUCCUCCUGGGCUCCAUUGAGCGCUCACAGGUGGUGGCAUUGCUGGGGGCCCAGCUGAGCCCAGCCCGCCGGAGGCAGCACAUGCAGGAGCGUCGAGCUGCGAAGACCCCUCCACCGCCUGAUCAGGAGAGUCUCCCCAGCCCUGAGACCUCCGUCCGCUUCCAGGUGAACACAGAGGACUCGGGCUUCCCUGCUGCCCGAGGGGAGACUCACAAGCCCCUGAAGCCUGCUCUCAAGAGGGGGCCCAGCAACUCCAUGAGCCUCGGGGAGAGUUCCCCAGGGAAUGUGGAGCAGGCUGGCAUCGCCCUCAGGAGCCUCUUCUGUGGCAGUCCACCCCCCGAGGCUGCUUCGGAGUUGGAGAAGUCAGAACCAUGCGACAAGCGCAAGCUGAAGCGGGUCCGAAUCUCCGUGGCAAGCGACUCAGACCUGGAAAGUGAAAUGACCCCUGCAGAGAUCCUGGAGUGGGAGGAGCAGCAACUAGAUGAACCUGUCAACUUCAGUGACUGUAAAAUUGACCCUGCCCCCUUCCAGCUGGUGGAGCGGACCUCUUUGCACAAGACUCAUACCAUCUUCUCACUGCUGGGAGUGGACCAUGCUUAUGUCACCAGUAUUGGCAGACUCAUUGGAAUCGUCACUCUAAAGGAGCUCCGGAAGGCUAUUGAGGGCUCCGUCACAGCACAGGGCGUGAAAGUCCGGCCACCCCUCGCCAGCUUCCGUGACAGUGCCACCAGCAGCAGUGACACAGAGACCACUGAAGUGCAUGCACUCUGGGGGCCCCGCUCCCGCCACGGCCUACCCCGGGAGGGCAGCCCUUCUGACAGUGACGACAAGUGCCAGUGAAUUCCUCGGCGGGUGGCCCAGGGCGGUGGUGGCCUUGGCUGUCCGCGCAGCCCCUGCAGCUCUCCUGUGCCUCCUGCCUUGGGAAAGCAGGAGGCAGCUACGUCCAAAGGUUGGAGCCCCGGCCCCCCUUCCAAGCCGGGGGCACCAGCUUCUCCCAGUUCCUCCUACCUGGAAUGGGACUCAGCUCCCACCUGCGGCGAGUGUCC